UGCGCUGCUGCCCGUGUGCAUGUGGCGUGAGACUGUUGAGAGAGGCGGAGGAGUCCAGCGGUGCAGGUGUCUGUGUGUCCACAUGUGACUGCUGCUCCAGCUGUGCUGCUGCUCCAGCUGUGCUGCCGCUCCAGAUGCGCACACACUUCAGGGUGUGACAGGAACACACAGCCUGUCUGCUCCGUGCGUUGUUUUCCGGACUCCUGUGACUCCUCUCGCUGAUGUGCGUCUGGAUGUUUUCUUCCCUCGCUGGUUUGUUUGUGUUCUGAGCCAGAUGUUCUGGAGGCUGCGGACAUCCAGCGGCUUUUCUUCUUCUCCUCUUUGUGCUGGUGCAGCUGCUGGUCGGGGCGCUGAAGUUGAACUCCCGCUCCUGAAGGCGUGAGCUCCAAAUGCAUUCGCUCCUGGGCCGGGAGAAGAAAGAAGAAGAAGCCGGGUUCGGGAUCGAUCGGUCGGGUCUGUCUCCGGGCUUUGCGCCCCACGCCGCCACCAUGUUCAGCUGCGUGGGCUGUUUCUGGGUGCUCCUCUCCUCCGCUCUGGUCGCCGUGUGCAGCUUCAGCUUCAUAUCUCCUGCGUGGAUAGUCAAGGACCAGCUGAGGAGCAGCCUCCACCAGCAGCAUCAGCACCACAGCCAGGACUCCGUGAGCUUCGGCUUGUUGUGGCACUGCUCCGAGUCCCUGGAUCACAUGUACCGGUGCUACACCUUCGGGGGACUGGGCAAAUUCGCAGAGAUCCCCUCCAGCUCCUGGCAGACCAGUGCAGUGCUGUGUUCAGGCGGCUGUGCUCUGCUGGCUGUCAGCUCCCUGUUGGCCAUCAUCACCAUCUUCCUGCCCAGUGGAGGAUGUGAGAGGAGGAUCUGCACCCUGGCGGGUUACAUGCAGAUGGCUGCAGUGUUCAUCAUGGCUGCCGGAUUGCUGGUCUACCCCUUCGGCCUGAACUCUUCUCUGGUCAGGUCCUUCUGCGGGGACUCCGACAUCUACUACGCCGGCGAGUGCCAGAUCGGCUGGGGCUACAUGCUGGCGAUUGUCGGUGUCAUGCUCACCGUCUUCUUGCCCUUUUUUGCCAAAUACGCACCGAAGGAGCAGCUGUCCCCCACCCCUUUGCCCACGCUGUUAUAGUGCAUUGGAAUGAAGUCUUGUGCUUUCUUUUUUCCCUCCUGACCACACUCUGACCUGGACGUGAUGUCAUGGAGAGACACCUGCAUCAUCCAUUUUUAAUGCUGCAUAUUGAUGCUGUUUGGGAAGCCCUACUCAGUGAAGCAACAAACACUGUCUUCCUCCAUCAUAUGUAAUGGAUUUAAAUUCAUGUUACUUUAAAUGGAAUGUUUUAUGUUACGAUAAAACUCUGUGGUUAUUAUUUUUAUCCUGCAGUCUGCCACAAGGUUUCUACAGUUUGACUUGUUUGUUUUUCUUCGUGUCAGAGGAUGCAAAGAGUAAUAACCCAAUUUCAAGCAAUUUAAGAAAAUGUCCUCAAGUACCUGCUUAAAAUGUGUGUUUUUUUCCUUUCGCUCUGUUGUGGAAACAAGUCAACAUUCAGUACAACACAUUCCAAAACAGACUGGAAGUAAGGACGGGACUCAGAUGAGAUUUUGUGGCUCGACUCGAACAAUCAAGUAACGUUUCAGCGCGAGGUUGUGACUCCAAGAGAGAGACACUUUUUAUUGGUCGAAAUGCAUCUGUGCAUUUGGACUGUACAUAUGGUGUUUUGGACUGUAUAUAUAUAUUAACAGAGCUAAUGUUUGAGAUUUCAAAAUAUUGAUUGAUUGAAAAGUGAACUCCGACACUGGGAUUUUUGCUCUUCAGACUUUUCCAGUGUUUGUCAAGAAGACGUUCUGACUUUCAGCGACUGUCGUAAAGAAAAGGACAGUAAACACAGCACCAGACCUGCCGAGAGGACAAGUCAAAACAUCUGCUCGUAAAAGCAAAGUGAAUAAUGAUUAACGUGGAGUGGUUCCAGAGCAGUGUUGUCAAAAACAUUUAUGUUGUGAUAUGACAUCUUUUUGUUAACCUUCUCCCCAGAUUUGUUUGUGUGAUGUGACUUGCUUGUUUAACAUGAACAACUUUUUGCCUGCAACACACUACAAUACUUAACACUAAUUCAGGAAAAAAACAAAAGAUUGCAAAAGGCAGGGAGCUGUAGGAAUUUCAUCAGAAAUGCAUGAUAAAGAUGGGCUUUGUUAAUGGUAGAACAAUUGAUCUAGAUUUUAAAUGUGAUCUGACCAACUUGUGCCUUUUAACAUAACCAAGACAAGUGUUUAAUACAGUUAUCAGGUUUUCAUCUUUUUCUGCAGAAAAACUGUGGAUCCUGUUAUGUGAAGUGAUUGAAUGUCUUUCUUUUUCCUCUUAUAAUUUUUCCUCUCAGAGGUGAAGUGUUUCUCGUGUACUUGAUGCAGUAUGAUCUCAUUAACUUGAGAAAAAUGCUCUGGCGGAGAGGGAAGAGAUGUCUUUUAAUCCUUGGAGGUAAUGACAGAGAAGGAAAAAAAAAAAGGAAAACAGUGCACUUGGAUUCAAAUUAUGCCCUGAGAUAUUUUUUUCCAAUUAUCUAAAAGCGUUAUUUCACUUGAAUCGCUUUAUUAAAAGGUUGUGACAUGCAGCUAACAGAUUAAUUCCUGGCAUCCUUGUCUUAUGUGAUUUAGAAUUGGAAGUGUUGGAGGAAGUGGCUGUACAAAUUGAGCAUCGCCUGUUGUCAUCUGUGCUGAGCUGACACAUUACUCACAUCAUGUGUAAAACGUGGCUUAAAAUAAUUAACUCCUCAUGUAAGCAAAAUGUGUUGGUGUGUUUGUUUGUCAACCCACGUCUCCUUUUGAGCGCUGGCACCGUUGCUGUCAUGUUCUGAGGACAAUUUGUCCACAUCACUUACUGUCCCUGUACACUGCCAAUUUAAUUAAGCUGGACUCCCUUUUCUAGUGUGUGUUUAUGUGCGUAUUUGUGUUUUAAUAAUGGUUUGGAGUCUGCCAAUGGGUACAAUUUUAAAUAUUCCAAACAUUUGGGUUUCCCAUAAUCAUAUCCUGAAAUUCAGAAAAUGACUGUGAUUCUGUUGCCAUAUUUGAAAGGGCAGGAGAGAAAUUUUGGUAUUUUAUUGGACCUCAUACUGUGCUCAGCUGUGGGAAUGAUUGGCGUGACUGCACUGGACUUGUUCCCUUUAUUCGUUGGACCAUUG
Molecule: messenger RNA, 3156 nt
Organism: Paralichthys olivaceus (Japanese flounder)
Lineage: Eukaryota; Metazoa; Chordata; Actinopteri; Pleuronectiformes; Paralichthyidae
Product: LHFPL tetraspan subfamily member 7 protein
Cellular component (GO): membrane
Source: RefSeq, a predicted model, not a curated record